CUCAGUUCUUUGGUAAGAUCUGAAAUAUCUCUCUCUCUCUGCCACUGGAGUAAGGAAGAAGGCUGCUCUUUUUAUGAUCUUAUUUAUUCUUUCCUUGCAGCAUACAAGGAAGGGAACACAAAAUAGAAGCAGCUUUGAGAUCCCCAAGAAGCUCUCUCUCUCUCUCUCACUUGCAGAACUGGAAAAUUUGGGGAAUUGAGAAAAGAAUGGGGAAGAAAGGGAGCUGGUUAUCUUCAGUAAAGAAGGUUUUCAGCCCAGAAUCUAAGAAGGCUAGUAAAUCAAAUAAGAAAAGGUUGGAGAAAGAACAGCUUAAGGUUCCAGACUCUUCAGUUUUCGAAACUCCUAUUGUAUCACUGCCGCCCCCUCCGGUUCCUCCAGUGGAAGAGGUGAAACCGACACAAGUGGAGAAAGAGCAGACAAAACAUGCUUACUCGGUUGCAGUUGCCACGGUGGCAGCUGCUGAAGCUGCAGUAGUAGCUGCUAAUGCUGCAGCCGAAGUUGUUAGGUUAACUGCACCAGAUCGAUUUGCAGGAAAAUCGAAGGAGGAAACUGCUGCAAUUAGGAUUCAAACUGCAUUCCGAGGAUACUUGGCUAGGAGGGCAUUGAGAGCUUUAAGGGGGCUCGUGAGGCUAAAAGCACUUGUUGAUGGGCCUACUGUCAAACGGCAAACCGCAAAUGCUCUUAAAUGCAUGCAGACUUUGUCCCGUGUGCAGUCUCAGAUUCAUUCUAGAAGGAAUAGAAUGUUGGAGGAAAAUCGAGCCCUCCAAAGACAGCUCGUGCAGAAACACGCCAAGGAACUCGAGAACUUGAGGAGAGGGGAGGAGUGGGAUGAUAGUCUACAGUCAAAAGAGCAAAUAGAAGCAAACUUGUUGAGCAAAUAUGAAGCUGCUACGAGACGUGAAAGAGCACUUGCUUAUUCAUAUUCUCAUCAGCAAACAUGGAAGAAGUCCUCGAGGUCUCCCAAUUUAUUGUUUAUGGAUCCCACGAAUCCGCAGUGGGGUUGGAGCUGGCUCGAGAGGUGGAUGGGUGCUAGACCGUGGGAAGCGGAGGGCGUGUCACUUAGAAAUGAUCAGUUGUCUGUGAAAGGUGGUUCGAGCAUUAGUGUGGGAGAAAUCACUAAAUCGUUUGCUCGCCAUCAGCUAAACGCAGAACAGCCUUCCUCGCCCGCCAGCCAAAAGCCAAGUCACUCGUUAGGCCGCCAUUCCCCUGCUACUCCAGCCAGAAAACUAAAACCGCCAAGCCCAAGAGCGAGUGCCACCGCCCAAGAUGAUGACACGAGAAGCGUGUUCAGUGUGCAAUCAGAGCGCAACAGGAGGAGGCACAGCAUUGGUGGGUCAUCAGUGAGAGACGACGAGAGUUUGGCUAGCUCCCCGUCUACUGUACCGAGCUAUAUGGCACCCACUCAUUCAGCAAAGGCCAAGACACGUUUGCAGAGCCCAUCAGACGUCGAGAAUGGAACAACUCCAGAAAAGGGGGCAAAGAAGCGGCUUUCGUUCCCACCAUCCCCUGCUAGCAGGCCAAGGCGGCAUUCGGGACCACCAAGAGUGGAGAACAUCUCCAUUGCUUAACCUGAUACGAAUGGCGAGAUCAAUUAAUAAUAUUCUCAAAAGCACUGCUGUGCCAAUAAGCUGUGUUUGUUGCAGAGAAUAAUAUAAGGGGGGAAAAUAACAGUGCAUUUCAUUGAUUUGAUUUGUCAUGUUUCAACUUCUUCACACAAUUCUUUACCUGAAGAUUGGCUCCAGAUGAAGUCAGUCCAUCAGAGUUUCUUGGGGAUAGUCCUGCUAUUUGUAUCCCCUUCUCCCACUUGUUCAAGAUUGUAAUACUUGAGAAACUAUAUUUGAUUACUUGUGAUUAUAUAUGAUUACUCCAACAGUUAAAAGAUGUGUUCUUUUACUCUCUUU
This is a messenger RNA of Ipomoea nil (Japanese morning glory), 1901 nucleotides long. Its product is annotated as protein IQ-DOMAIN 1-like. The transcript is spliced from 6 exons. Lineage: Eukaryota; Viridiplantae; Streptophyta; Magnoliopsida; Solanales; Convolvulaceae. Bases 207 to 1568 code for a protein of 453 amino acids. Gene Ontology annotation, molecular function: protein binding. The record is from RefSeq and is a predicted model, not a curated record.